Molecule: messenger RNA, 1912 nt
Organism: Anoplophora glabripennis (Asian longhorned beetle)
Lineage: Eukaryota; Metazoa; Arthropoda; Insecta; Coleoptera; Cerambycidae
Exons: 4
Coding region: 402-1631 (409 amino acids)
Source: RefSeq, a predicted model, not a curated record
AAACUGACAUUGAAUGAAAAGUGAGAUUAUAUUAUAUUAAAUUGAACACCGACAACUGGCGAAUUUAGUUUACGAGUGGCUCAAAUUCACUUCAGUGCUUUAUUCGUUUUUUGACGUUGCUGCUGCAUUGCACGGUGAAUUUUUAAUGUUUAUGCAUCGUACGUGCAAUAAUCGUGAAAAUAAAUUUUACUAUCCCAUUAAAACAAUCAAGGCAAUUAUAGUUUUGUUGGACGGUGUAGAUAUGAAUUAAACGCUGUGUAAAUAUUCGUUACCUCGCGCGGUAUUAAUGUAGCAUUAUUUUCAUCUUUAUUCUGUAAAUGUUCCCCAAUCUUCAUAGUAGUGUGGUUAUUAUUUAGUGCUAAAAGAACGUUUCAAUUCUGCAGUAUAAUACUGAAUGAAAAAUGAAUUCAGAGAUAAAGCAAAUAGACAAGAUCCUGCUCCCUAAAUAUCUGGGAAGCGAGGGGGAAAUCACCAAGUGCCACGUGAAAAGGCUCACAGCAGCAGGAGAAAACUAUGGAAGCCUCAUGUUAGCAAUCGACGUGACUAUCAGAAACGAAGACAGUGGUAAAGAAAGGGUAUUGCACAUCGUUGGAAAAGCUGUUCCUCCUAACGAAUUCAUCCAGAAAAUGUUUAAGAGUCCCCUGACUUUCAAGAAAGAGUUGGAAUUUUACAGAAUCAUUGUCCCAACUUUGCAGGAAUUCCAACGAGAGAAUGGAAUAGAGAAAGUUAUGGAUUUUUUUCCGGAGUUUUACGGUGGAAGAAUGGGGAUGAAUCCCCACUCGGACGAAUUUGAUGAUAACGCUGUGAUACUGCUGGAGAAUUUGAAAAUGAAGGGUUAUUAUUGCGUCGAUAGGACAAUAGGUUUCGAUUUAAAUGCGGCGAAAUACAUUUUGAAAAAUCUGGCAAUCCUUCAUGGUGUGCCCUUAGCUUUAAAACUGAAAAGGCCAGAAGAAUUUCAGAAAAAAAUUUUGCCUCACAUUCAUACUAUCAAAUUAUUUGAUGGACUGGGAGAUGAUAUUUUAAAUGCUAUGAUUGACAGCUUUAUUAGUAUAGCCAAAGAAAACGAAGAAUGCCUACCAUUUAUACCAAAUAUGAAAAAAAAAUUGUUAGAGUCAUUCAACUUGUUAGAAAAUCCUAUACAACCCAGAGAACCAUUUAGUACACUAAUACAUCUAGACUUUUGGGUUAACAACACCAUGGUCAGAACUGAAGAAGGUAAAGUUGUUGGAAAUAAAAUAGUAGACUUCCAAAUACCAGAAUAUGGAUCGCCUGCUAGAGACUUGACAUUUUUUAUAUUCGACAGCAUCCAAAAUGAGGUGAUUGUGAAACAUUACAAUCACUUAAUAGAGUUCUAUCAUCAGAAUCUCAUCGAUACACUAAAGCAGUUCGAUGUGAAUACCAAAUCCUUCUCUCUAGAAGCAUUCAAGGAUGAAAUAGACUUGGCAAUGAAGGAGUUUGUUCGAUUGCAGUGUUUCAUCAUGCUUAAACCGAUUUUCGCCACACAGGAUACGGUUAAGGAGGUCGAAGAUAUGAGUUUGAAUGACCUGAAAGAAAAUAACGUCAUUGCUCAGCCACAGAAAGAAAAGUUAUGGAUGUUGGUGAAGGAAUUUGGGAAGAGGGGAUGGCUUUGAUUGAUAGUUAGUUGUAUUUUAGAACAAUUUUUAAAUAAUUGUUUGAUCACUCUAGUUAGAGAUCCCACGUUUUAGAAAAUAGCAAAUAUUACCACUUAUUAGAUAAUUUUGAAAAACCUGAUAAUUGCUUUAAAAUUUAUUAAUGAAAAUUAUUCCAAUUACCAUGUGAUACACCUACCUAUAUUAAUUAUUAUACUAGAUUUAGGAAAAUUUUAAAUAUAAUAAGAAGACUAAAUGUGUACCUGCGAUGGAAAAAAUGGUGUUUGCAGAGCAAUAAACAA